CUGAUCAUAGCGAAGUUGCAAAAGUUAUUGCUGGUAUUAAAUGUCAAGCUCAUAAAACCAGAGAUACACCUUCUCAAAUUAUUCAAGAUAAUAUUGCUACUAUUCCAUUAAAUCUUUCUCUUUAUAUGCCUACACAUGAAGCUCUUCAUAUAAGAAUUAAACAGAUCAGAAGUGCCGAAGUUCUACCACAACCUCAGACUCUUGAAGAAAUUGAUGUUUUAGUUUUAUUAUGUUUAACUUUAAAUGGAGAUCU
Molecule: messenger RNA, 253 nt
Organism: Dentiscutata erythropus
Lineage: Eukaryota; Fungi; Glomeromycota; Glomeromycetes; Diversisporales; Gigasporaceae
Source: the annotation of a GenBank genome assembly